AUGGACAAGCUCCCAUCCGAGAUCAUCGACCUCAUCCUCGACCAAUGCCUCAUCCAGCUCACUCGCAAUAAUGUCCUCGAGCUCCGCCUCGUCUGCCGGGCGUUUGACUGCCAUCUCAAGCGAUGGGGUUGCUACAACCUCACCCUCGACUACUGGCGCAUGAUGGACCGGCGGCCCCAGAUCGAAGCCCUCCAGACGAUAGGCUACCACUGCCGGAGCCUGCUCCUGGACUUUGUUCCCCUGCGCGAUGACAGGGAACUCAACUUCAACGAGCAGCUCUUCCGCUACAACCCCGACAUGAUCGAGUUCUGCGACACCCUGCAGCGUGAAUUUUCCAUGCACGAGGGCACCUUCACCGAGUCGGACUUUCUGGACACCCUCGGCCAAGUCCUCUUCUACUGCCGCUCGACCCACAUGGUCCGACUCGCCCUGCCGUUCCCCAUGAUCCCAGGGCACACCGAGACGGCGACCAGGAUCCUCGCCAACGCGUUCAAGGCCCUGGCGAACCGGCCCGAGGAAGGCUCGGAGCCCCUCGAGGUUCUCGUGAUAGAUCUGGUCCCCGACAUAUCGCUCUGUCACAUGUGGACGAACCCCAGUGACAUUGCCAACGUGUUCACCGUCAUGGCCAAGGUGAAGAACCUCGUCAUCAGCUACCGCCAGAGCGAGACGCUACCAGAGGUCGUGUUGGUGUUUGGUGCCUCGAUAUGGUCCGUCGCGGGCAGCUCCAGCUGCCUGGAAACGCUGUGCCUGAUCGGCAACGUGCACUCGUCGAAUUCGCGGCCCAACAGGACGUGGACCAACAGCAUGGACACCACGCCCGACGAGUGGAGCUGCAAGACGCUCCCGCGAAUCAAGUUCCAAGCAGGGCCCUGGACCACCCUGAGGUGUCUAGAGUUGAGGUCGAUGAACGUGAGCCCCGAGGUCAUGCUCCAGUUGGGCGUCGAGAUGGGCGACACGCUGCAAGAGUUGUAUCUGCACGAUGUCUGGCUCAUGGUGGAUGGGUUGCGCGCUCAUGGCGAGGACGACGCGUGGCUCAAUGACUUGGCGCUCUGGGUCGGCCACCCGGGUCGACGACCGCCUGAGCAUGCCAGCUGGGUCGCCAUGGAGCUGCGCAGCAGGAUGACAGCCCUGCGAAUCUGCCGCGCCUCCUCCCUAGGCUACGAAACCUAUGUAGACAGCGAUCGCGACAGACUGGCGGAUUUUGACCUCCGAGAUCCCUGCGGGCUGGGCCGCACGCUCGCGCAACGCUUCGUCGAAGUCGUCACGGGCUGCGAAGGCCCUCCGGAUAGAGGAACCGGGGAACCCGUCAAGUACCUUCCGGCCGACGCCUCGCACGACCACCUGCUCCACGAGACCAAGCCGCGCCCGUCGCAGGUCGUGGAGUACGAUACGGCUGCGUACCAUUUCUGCGUCGCCAAUCCAACCUCGGUGUGGCUGGAUCGGGGCAUGCACGAGUUCUUUCCGGACAAGACCGAAGCGAGCGCCAAGGCGGUGGACUACUUCACCUCGAACUUUGCGACGGGCAUGCAAGAGCUGAGGAUGAGACUGUUGUCAGAGGCGAGUAGGGAGGGGGCUGCAGCGUGA
Emericellopsis cladophorae is the source of this 1584-nucleotide messenger RNA. RefSeq lists its product as uncharacterized. Bases 1 to 1584 code for a protein of 527 amino acids. The record is from RefSeq and is a predicted model, not a curated record. The transcript has 2 exons. Lineage: Eukaryota; Fungi; Ascomycota; Sordariomycetes; Hypocreales; Bionectriaceae.